CACGAACUGCAAUCAUUUUAUUCUCACCAUCACAUAUCAUAUCAACGUAUAUUACGAACAACCGUCAACGGAUGCGGGGUUGAGUUAGCAGUAUUAUUCUGGAAUACCUCCGACCUUGGAUAAUUAUCGCAUGCGAUUAUCUAUCAAUCGUAAUGGGCCACUUAAGCAAUGACGAGUUCUUCGUCAAGCUCACCGAGCUCUUCGACCAGAAGAAAGGCAAAGACCACGGUUCCAUAGUCUUGGUACAGAAGAGAUUAACUCACGAGCAACCCGUCCCAGAGCCAACAAGUGGAACCAUACUCCCCGACCUCCACCCCCCACAACCCAUGCCAGUGCUCAUCCGGGCGACAAACGCGAAAGGCAAGAAACGACGCGAGGACAAGAUCAAGUUAUCAACUGUGGUCGAGCCCGACGCUCUCCCCGCUUUCUUCGACAGGUACGCCGAGGUAUGCAAAGCCGGCAUGGCAACGUUGAAGCCGAGAGAUCGUAGCAAGAGGAAGGGCAAGGCCAAGAAGAGGAAGGGUGCUAGUGCACCUGCUAGUUCUUGAUAUCUUGCUUGGAGGAGCUAUAUGGUUAUCAUUGCCGCCAUCCUUCCCGUCCUGGAGAUCGGCCUACUAUUUCGCCCACGCGCCAAUAUUAUCUCGUGCGUCCCUGGGUUUCUAAAAGCCUAGCAUCGCAUUUUUAGGACGAGCAUGUGCAUUCAGAAGAGGCGCCACUAUUAUUACCGUUAUUGUAUAUCGGAACAUAUCUACCCGUCCUGCGAGAGACCGGGACCCAUAGCCAUCUAUUAAGCUUGGGUAACUAUGAGCUUCUGUGGUAUGGGUAACUUGCUCAGGCGCGAGUACCGCCCCCAGUUGGUUAUAUUCGACCGAAAACCUGAGAUACCCUAAUAAAAUAUAUGGAAUUCUUAUAAUAUUCUAAUUCGCUCACCUUGCUACUGGCUAAAUUAUAUAUAUUAUGUCUUCGAAGUCUAGAAUAAUACCCAUUUAGCAGCCAGCUGCUUGUCUUCAUAAUAUUACCCUAGGAAAUAGAUUUGCUAUUGUGCCC
Molecule: messenger RNA, 1047 nt
Organism: Daldinia decipiens
Lineage: Eukaryota; Fungi; Ascomycota; Sordariomycetes; Xylariales; Hypoxylaceae
Product: signal recognition particle 14kD protein
Exons: 3
Coding region: 153-548 (131 amino acids)
Biological process (GO): SRP-dependent cotranslational protein targeting to membrane
Cellular component (GO): signal recognition particle, endoplasmic reticulum targeting
Molecular function (GO): 7S RNA binding; endoplasmic reticulum signal sequence receptor activity
Source: RefSeq, a predicted model, not a curated record